AAACCCCACUGAAGAAGAAGAAGACGUGAUGAAUACAUCCCUGGUUUGUGGAUUGCAGUAGCACGUCGGACAUUACGCAGUAAUUGUAUAAUUAUCCGACCUUGCUCUGAUCUUGACUGUUUAGGAGCAUACAGUCUAGUACCGCAGUUUAACAAUGUUUGCAGUCAGGAGUGCAUUCCGCCUGGGAGCAAGAAUCACUGCGGUUUCAAGACGAGGAUGCGCUGCGGGUCUUCCAGUGGAUGAUGUCGUCAACGGGCUUACUGAGGAGCAGAUACAGGUAACGUUAGAUAGCUACUUCAGUGAACUUUUUACCUAGCUAGCUAACGGCCAAAGACAGCUGACAUACAGUCAACAAGCUCAGUUGAAAGUCUGCAUUGUGGAUUUUUAUGAAGGUACGAAACAGAAAGGUGUCAAGGACGCAUAGCUAGCUAGUGUUAGCGGCCAAAAUGACUGACUGUUAUGACAACUGUUGUGGCGAGAGUCGUAUUUAGAUGGCUCUGGUUGUAGCUACCUAUGUUGUCUGGACAUCGAGACGCUCGUUGUUAGGCUACCAGCUGUAACUCACUACUAGUCGGUUCAGUGUAAACGUAUGCACGGGGCAAACAAUGCUUUCAGACUUCUGGUAGCUACUGGUAUGUUCCUAGAAAAAGGUUACAUGCUAACGUCGGUGUGGACGAGGGGUGGGUUUCUUGGGCAGUUUUUGAUUGGGUGAAAGUUAGUGCAUGCAUGUGACGCUGCUCCGUUCAGAAAGGGAAGAAACGACUUUUUGCACAACAAUAACACAAUAUGUUGAUACUAUCUCGUAGUUAUUGUAUUGAUACAUUUUUUUUUUUUUUACAGUAUACAUGUGAACAUAUUCCGUUUGAAAUUCAUGUUGAUUCAUUUUUCUUGAUGUUAUUGCUGUCAUUCCCUAUUUUGUCCAGCUCCGACAGACAAUCCGGAGGUUCCUAGCAGAGAAGCUGGGACCCGUUGCCAAUGAGAUUGACAAGAGCAAUGAAUUUGUUGGGAUGCGGGUGAGAUGAUGAAAUAUACUUUACUAUUCUAAUAACAGCUGGUAAGCUAGGACUGCCCUACCAUAAUAGGAUGUAGUGUGUGUGUGGUAUUCUUCUUGAAUAAUUUUCAUACACUUGCAUAUCUUACUGUGGGCUGCACUGCUAACAUGAUAAUCCACCCCAAAUGAAUAUCAAGACAUCAUUAGAAUACAAUGACCUAAAUCAUAAAAAGACUGGACAUUGUAUAACCACAGUAUUACAAUAAAGAGCUAACACCUCGUUUUUUUUCUUCUCAUGUAGGUCUACAUUGAGUGUGUAUUUUGCGACUAAAAAAAGGCACUUUGUAAGACCCCUGGUUUACACCUGGUAACCUAUUGUUUUUUUUCAUGCAGGACUUCUGGAAGGACAUGGGUGACAUGGGACUUCUGGGUAUCACUGCCCCGUGUAAGAGAUGGAUAUUGUUUUCGGUUUAUGUAUUACCAUGUCUGUUUUCUUUGCUAUUUUGCCAGGUGUAAAAUAGUUUAGUUUCUCUGAUGUAGAAGUAGCAUCAUAACUAUGGUAACUCUUCCCUCCCCCCCCAGUGGAUUAUGGCGGUUCAGGAUUGGGUUACCUAGAUCAUGUGAUUGUGAUGGAGGAAAUGUCGCGAGUGUCAGCAGCUGUCGCCCUCAGCUACGGGGCACACUCAAACCUCUGUGUCAAUCAGAUGGUGCGCCAUGGCAACACGAAGCAGAAGGACAAGUACAUGGCCAAGGUGUGGAUCAUAUUUGUUGUCCCAUACAUGCUUAAUGCACCCUGAAGUAUAAAGGCAGCCUCAAAGUGCAAUAGCCAUGUGUUCUUUUUAUUUAUCCAAUAUGAAAUGUAUACCGUUGUUGUCUUUUCCCAGCUCAUGACAGGAGAGCAUGUUUGUGUCUGAUCUAUACAGGCAGUCUCAAAUUGAAAUAGCCAUGUUACAGUGCAUUCAGAAAGUAUUCAGACCCUUCACUUUUUGUUACGUUACAACCUUAUUCUAAAAUUGAUAAUCUAUUUUUUUCCUCAUCAAUCUACACACAAUACCCCAUAAUGACAAAGCAAAACCACGUUUUUAGAGAUUUUUGGCAAAAUGGAAAUGUCACAUUUACGUAAGUAUUCAGACCCUUUUGGCAGCAAUUACAGCCUCGAGUCUUCUUGGUUAUGACGUUACAAGCUUGGCACACCUGUAUUUGGGGAGUUUCUCCCAAUCUUCUCUGCAGAUCCUCUCAAUCUCUGUCAGGUUGGAUGGGGAGCGUCACUGCACAGCUAUUUUCAGGUCUCUCCAGAGAUGUUCAAUCAGGUUUAAGUCCGGGCUCUGGCUGGGCCACUCACGGACAUUCAGAGAGAGACUUGUCCCAAAGCCACUUCUGCGUUGUCUUGGCUGUGUGCGUAGGGUCGUUGUCCUGUUGGAAGGUGAACCUUCGCCCCAGUCUGAGGUCCUGAGCACCCUGGAGCAGGUUUUAAUCAAGGAUCUCUCUGUUAAUCUUUCCCUCAAUCCUGACUAGUCUCCCAGUCCCUGCCACUGCAAAACAUCCCCACAGCAUGAUGCUGCCACCACCAUGCUUCACUGUAUGGAUGGUAUUGGCCAGGUGAUGAGUGGCGCCUGCUUUCCUCCAGACGUGACGCUUGGAAUUCAGGCCAAAUAGUUCAAUUUUGGUUUCAUCAGACCAGAGAAUCUUAUUUCUCAUCCUUUUGGAAAACUCCAAGCGGGCUGUCAUGUGCCUUUUACUGAGGAGUGGCUUCCAUUUGGCCACUCUACCAUAAAGGCCUGAACGGUGGAGUGCUGCAGAAAUGGUUGUCCUUCUGGAAGGUUCUCCCAUCGCUUCAGAGGAGCUCUGUCAGAGUGACCAUCGGGUUCUUGGUCACCUCCCUGACCAAGGCCCUUCUCCCCCGAUUGCUCAGUUUGGGCGGCCAGCUCUAGGAAGAGUCUUGGUGGUUCCAAACUUCUUCCAUUUUAAGAAUGAUGGAGGCCACGGUGUUCUUGGGGACCUUCAAUGUUGCAGAAAUGUUUUGGUACCCUUCCCCAGAUCUGUGCCUCAACACAAUCCUGUCUCGGAGCACUACAGACAAUUCCUUUGACCUCAUGGCAUGUUUUUUGCUCUGACAUGCACUGUAAACUGUGGGACCUAAUAUAGACAGGUGUGUGCCUCUCCAAAUCAUGUCCAAUCAAUUGAAUUUACAACAGGUGGACUCCAAUCAAGUUGUAGAAAUAUCUCAAGGAUGAUCAAUAGAAACAAGAUGCACCUGAGCUCAGUUUCGAGUCUCAUAGCAAAGGGUCUGAAUACUGUAAAUAAGGUAUUUCAGUUUUAUUUUUAAAUAUACAUUAGCAAACAUUUUUAAAACCUGUUCGCUUUGUCAUUAGGGGGUAUUGUGUGUAGAUUGAGGGAAAACAAUUUAUUUAAUCAAUUUAGAAUAAGGCUGUAAUGUAACAAAAUGGAAAAAGUGAAGGGUUCUGAAUACUUUCCGAAAGCACUGUAUUAUCUUUCUAAUAUAAUUUCCCCAGCUCAUUACAGGAGAGCACGUGGGUGCCUUGGCAAUGAGUGAGCCCAACGCCGGAUCCGAUGUGGUGUCCAUGAAACUGAAGGCCAAGAAAGAAGGUGAGCCCUCUGGGACACUCUCCUCUUGCCCUAUUAGCACAAGCUCACUAACUACUGAGCCAGUUUCUUACCACUUAAAUGGCAUCCUUGCUGAUACUGCUGUCCAUCUCCUCUGGGUUUUAUUUUGCUGAAGGUGACCACUACAUUCUUAACGGUGGAAAGUUCUGGAUCACCAACGGGCCAGAUGCCGACGUUCUCAUUGUGUACGCUAAGACAGACCCAGAGGCUCAACAAAAGGGUAUCACAGCUUUCAUUGUGGAGAAGGCGAGUAUUUAUCGUAGGCAAUGAAACCAAACACCUUCCAUAUUCUGCUUACAAAAUCUUCACCAGUUAUGGGUCUGGGCCAGUGUUCCCUCAAAUGUUUUGGGGGACUGAGCAAAUUGCAGGUCUGCUGAGUGCAAACUUGAAACAUUUAGAAAAUUCUGUGCAACUUCCAGUGCGUGUUUACUGUGAACACUGAGGCUGUACCCGCUUUAAGUUACAGUUUUAACAGUGGCCAAGAAGGCUACUGUGGCUAUUUGAUCAUAAUGUAGGCCUACCAGAGUGGCCUACCAUCAAAAACAAUGGAGAAAAUGCAUCCCAUAACAUUUAAACAUGGAAAUAGCUGUUCUAUCGUUCAGCCUAUAGUAGCAGCCAAUGUGUGGUGUUCAAUGUAGGCCUACAUUCCAUGAGACUUUUGGAAGAAACACAUGCAGGGCUUGACAUUAACCUGUUUAUCCACUUGUCCUUCAGACACGGAGGUGACUGAAAAUGUUGUGGUGUUUGAUGCAAGAAACCACUUUACAAAAUAAAAUGCAUUAUUAUUCUCAUACCAUUUACAGAGAAUCAGACAAAUUAAUGUACCCUCUGCCUAUUGGCUACUUAGCUUAUUCAAGCCUGUCUCAAAAUACAACACUGCCCCUUUUAAGACAAAAAAAGCUCUUUACCUGACUAGUUUUUCAAAUAUGUCUAGGAAUGUACACGUUUUGUGCUCUUGUAGGAAGCAAUCACUCCCCUAUUGCUGACUACAAAUGAUCUAUAACUGGGCUAAAAACUCACUAACUAGCAAAGAAUAUGAACUAAAUGUGCACACGUGGCUACAUUCAGCUCUGGCUUUGAUCUCAAAACAAGUGAAUCUACUCACGACCGCUCAUGCUGUAAACACAGUCCAGUUCAAAGUAAAUGGCACAGAUACAUAUAUGGCAAUGGUCUAUAGCUCUGAUUGGUUAUGCCGCACAGGUAUGUGUAGAGUACGGGCUGAGUAGUGUGUCAAUGCAAUAGAAUCCUACUCCGAUUCGUUCUGCCUACAACAAAAUCUCUUGCAUAGUUCGGUUUUGUUUUCGGUAUGUUGCAUUGAAAGUGGCUAAUAUUGCGUUGAUUCGAUCACAAUUGCCACAGCAAAGGGAACCGUUGAGCGCGUUAACAGGGAAAACUCUAGAACAGUGGUCACCAACCCUUUCCGAGUCAAAAUGCAAGUCGAGAUCUACCGCUCAGAAUGUUUUUUUUUUUAACACGACUUAAAAAACGGAAGCCUAUGCAACAUUAACCAAUUACAAACAGUACUGUAGCAAUGAGGUUUGUGCAGUAAGCUAUCGGUCCAAUACAUUAUCACUGCAUAUUGGCUUUGCUUGAAUUGCCCUGCCAAUGCAUUGUUGUCCGAGACAGUUUUUAAAAUUAUAUUUCGAAAUUGAAGGUAGGCUAUAUGAUCACACCGGUAAUAGAGCCGUUGUUGUAUUACUUGUGAGGCACAGCUGAGUGAGCAUACAUUUUUAAAUAAUUUGCUUAUUUAUUUUUAUUUUACUGGGCUGAUUGUGCCUGCAUCUGAUGGUCAGUCUCAGCGGAGGCAGAGGGCAGCAGACUGAGGGUCCACCUCUUAACAUCCCUCCACUCUCCCUUUCCUCCACUGACACUGACCAAAAAGGGACACGUCUUCCAGCUGAUGGCGAAACUCGAGUCGCACCGCAUUAUUUCUGCCUACAAAUUCAUGUUACUCCUAUGAACAGAGAAAGUGAAAUAAUUCCUCAAUAUUAAAAAAGACCCAAGCUGGUAAUAAUAACACAAGCUUAUCUACACUUUUCCUACUCAUUCAUUACUGCUGCAGUGCUUGUUCUAGCACUGAGUGGAAAUAGGAAGAACGCUCAUUUUAUGGCUUAUAAAAGUGUUGAAUACAAAGUGUUGACAGUGCUGAGUAAGAAUGUAAACAUGAACUCACUCAUAAAAACAGCAGCUCUUAGCUGUAUUCGUUGAGUCUCUCUCUAGUCAUGGUUUUAAAUGUUUUUAAAUCUCACAGUGUCAACUUUGCUUUAGCUUUCUUUUAUGCCUGCUACGUUACUGCAGACACAGUAAUCGGAGCCAUCCGAUUGGCCAGCGGUAGGCCUAUAGUGCACUUGAUUUGCUCUCUGGGCCCGCCGGGAAGGCAGAGUUUGUACCUUCAGUCACAUGAAAUGGUUCAAAAUGGCAAUACUUCGACCUAUCCGUUGCGCAGGGCAGCAUAAUCUGGUGCACCUACCGUCAACAGCCCGAGACGAAUAAAACAAAACAGGAACACAAGGCUUUAUCGUUGGGUUUUUUACAGAAAUGUUUGGCGAUUGACUAGGAAUGCCUUUUGGAGGUCGAUCGCGAUCAACCGGUUGGUGACCACUGCUCUAGAAAGUUGAGUGAAGUUCAAUCUCGGGCUUAUCUCUAUGGGCUGAUAUUUCUUCUGCGCGGCUGUCUCGGGGCUACUGUGCGCCCGUGCAGUAGCCAUUGUUCUGAACCCGUUUACACUUCAUCAGUUAUGGGCCUGGGCCCCUUUUUACACUUUUAUUUUAUUAUGAUCAAUAAUGGAAAUGGUUCUGUCAGUCUUAGCCUCUACCUGGUCUGUACUAGGGUUUUGGGUAACUUUCCCAAAAUUUCCCAGGUUUUCCAGUAAUCGUGUUUGGAGGAUUCUGGAUAUCCUGCUUAUUCCCCCCUGGUUCUGGGAAUCUUCUAACCAGGAUUUCUGGAAAAGCUGGGAGUUUUGGGAAAGAUACUAGCAUUUUGCAACCGAAUUCUGAACAUGUUGGUAAAUUGUGCCCAAUGUUUAUUCCUACAGGGUAUGCCAGGGUUUAGUACGGCACAGAAGCUGGAUAAACUGGGAAUGAGGGGAUCCAACACCUGUGAACUUAUCUUUGAGGACUGCAAGAUUCCAGGUGUGUGGGUGUACAGUGCAUUCACAAAGUAUUCAGACCCCUUCACUUUUUCCACACUUUGUAACAUUACGGCCUUAUUCUAAAAUGGAUUUUAAAUCAAUUGUUUUCCUCAAUCUACGUGCAAUACUCCAUAAUGACAAAGCGAAAAAGUUUCAAUUUUUGGGGGGGUACAUUUAUGAAAAAUCUAAAACAGAAAUACCUUAUUUACAUAAGUAUUCAGACCCUUUGCUAUGAGACUCGAAAUUGAGCUCAGGUGCAUCCUGUUUCCGUUGAUCAUCCUUGAGAUAUUUCUACAACUUGAUUGGAGUCCACCUGUUGUAAAUUCAAUUGAUUGGACAUGAUUUGGAGAGGCACACACCUGUCUAUAUAAGGUCCCACAGUUGACAGUGCAUGUCAGAGCAAAAUCAAGCCAUGAUGUCGCAGGGAUUGUCCAUAGAGGAUUGUGUCAAGGCACAGAUCUGGGGAAGGGUACAAAAAAAUUUCUGCAGCAUUGAAGGUCCCCAAGAACACAGUGGCCUCCAUCAUUCUUAAAUGGAAGAAGUUUAGAACCACCAAGACUCUUCCAAGAGCUGGCUGCUCAGCCAAACUGACCAAUCGGGGGAGAAGGGCCUUGGUCAGGGAGGUGACCAAGAACCCGAUGGUCACUGACAGAGCUCCAGAGUUCCUCUGUGGAGAUGGGAGAACCUUCCAGAAGGACGACCAUCUCUGCAGCACUCCACCAAUCAGGCCUUUAUGGUAGAGUGGCCAGACGGAAGCCACUCUUCAGUAAAAGGCACAUUACAGCCCGCUUGGAGUUUGCCAAAAGGCACCUAAAGGACUCUCAGACUAUGAGAAACAAGAUUCUCUGGUCUGAUGAAACCCAGAUUGAUCUCUUUGGCCUGAAUGCCAAGCAUCACGUCUGGAGGAAACCUGGCACCAUCCCUACGGUGAAGCAUGGUGGUGGCAGCAUCAUGCUGUGGGGAUGUUUUUCAGCGGCAGGGACUGGGAGACUAGUCAGGAUCGAGGGGAAAGAUGAACGGAGCAAAGUACAGAGAGAUCCUUGAUGAAAACCUGCUCCAGAGCGUCUGGACCUCAGACUGGGGUGAAGGUUCACCUUCCAACAGGACAAUGACUCUAAGCACACAGCCAAGACAACGGAGCAGCUGCUUCGGGACAAGUCUCUGAAUGUCCCUGAGUGGCCCAGCCAGAGCCCAGACUUGAACCCGAUCGUACAUCUCUGGAGAGACCUGAAAAUAGCUGUGCAGCGACACUCCCCAUACAACCUGACAGAGCUUGAGAGGAUCUGCAGAGAAGAAUGGGAGAAACUCCUCAAAUACAGUUGUGCCAAGCUUGUAGCAUCAUACCCAAGAAGACUUGAGGCUGUAAUCGCUGCCAAAGGUGCUUUAACAAAGUACUGAGUAAAGGGUCUGAAUACUUAUGUAAAUGUUAGAUUUCAGUUUUCUAAAACCUGUUUUUGCUUUGUCAGUAUGGGGUAUUGUGUGUAGAUUGAGGGGGGGGGGGGUGGACAAUUUAAUCAAUUUUAGAAUAAGGCUCUAAUGUAACAAAGUGGAAAAAGACAAGGGGUCUGAAUACUUUCCAAAUGCAUUGUAUGUAUACAUGUGCCUGAGCGUGUGCACAUCCAUGUGAGUAUAUUCAGUAAUGCACAGAAUAGUUUUUAAUCAUUCUGAAUUACAUUUCAAUUGCAACAUCGUCUUUCGAUUAGAGGAGAAUAUCUUGGGCCCUCUCAACAAGGGUGUCUAUGUGAUGAUGAGUGGGCUUGACCUGGAGAGACUUGUGCUCGCAGCAGGACCUGUCGGGUAAAUAUACAUAUUCUGGACCUAAUGGUCCUUUUGGGUUUAUAACACAUGCCCAUGAGCAUAUUCUGUCUACGUAUAUCUAUGCUCUUCAGUGAAGAAAAUGCUCCCCUCUUUCAGCAUUAUGCAGUCUGUGAUGGACUUUUCCGUUCCCUACCUGCACGUUAGAGAAGCUUUCGGACAGAAGAUUGGACACUUCCAGGUGGGACAUCAACCAAAACCAUUCUCAGGCGGUCAAAUAAGAAAGGGCAUUUAUGUCAAUCAGAUUCAACUUACAACAGACCUACAUGUUUAAAAAAAAAAAUACGUAUUUCUCUUGCAUAUACCACUUCCUUGAAUGUUUUGAAAUUACUAAAUUUGAUGUGUGAGAAUUAAUAAUGCUAAAGCAUUCAAGAGGUGUGAUGAUGAUGAGGUAUAACCACUUUUUUGCCCUUUUCUGGAAUUGAUGUUUUUUUCCUUCCUACCAGUUGAUGCAAGCCAAGAUGGCCGACAUGUACACACGGCUUGGUGCCUGUAGACAGUAUUUGUAUAACGUGGCACGAGCCUGUGACAAGGGACACUGCAGUUCCAUGGUGAGCAUUCUCCAUAAAACAACCAAAAAAUACAUUUUAAUUAAUAAAUAAAUUGUAAUGUGGAAUUCAUAGAGGUAAUAGAAAACAUCUUGGAUGAAAGUGUUGAUGAAAAUGUAAUUUGAUAGAAAUAAAUAUUGUAUGGAACAGUAGUGACUUGGGCUGUCAUUGCAGGACUGUGCUGGGGUCAUUCUUUAUUGUGCUGAGAAUGCCACUCAAGUCGCUCUGGAUGGAAUUCAGUGCCUGGGUAAGAACCAAGCCCACCGUGCACUUCAUAGAAACAUGUUGAUCGUUGUAGCUAGUGUUAUCACUGCAUGCUCCGCUGUUUUACACUUGCGUUCAUCCUAACUAUAAUCUCUCUAGGGGGGUUGGGGGUGGAGGGCUUGUUUGUCAGUUGAUUUAUGUCAAGUCAUUGUUGCGUUUCUCCACCUGCAGGUGGCAACGGCUACAUUAAUGAUUACCCCAUGGGCCGUUUCCUGAGGGACGCCAAGCUGUACGAGAUUGGAGCAGGCACCAGCGAAGUGCGCAGGCUCAUCAUUGGUCGAGCCUUCAACGCCAUGUACAAGUAGACUUCGUCAUGUACAAGUAGGCUUCGUCAAUAACAAGUGGGCUUCGUCAUGUACAAGUAGGCCUUGAAAGCUGAAGAGAAGCAAAGCACACACUGGAUCACGACACCCAAAGGCCUUACACAAAAUACCACUAUACACUCUUAGAAAAAAAGGGCUUUUCGCCUGUCCUUGUGUAGGAGAACCAUGUAUUGAUUCCAGGUGAAGAACCCUUUGGUGAAAAAAGGGUUCUCCUACAGGGACAGCCGAGGAACACUUUAUGGUUCAGCAUAUCAGCUUUCUUUAAAGAUGUAGUCACGGACAACAAGCACCAGAGGAGCACCAUUGUUCAAGGUCCCAAGAUUGAUGAUUCGUCUGGUGUGGACUUGGAUCUCUGCCUCCAGUGUUUUAGAUACGAUGAGUAGUCUAGUUCGUCUGGCAUCAACCCAAUGAAGCUGUAUUUAUCAUACAAUAAAAUAUUAGGAAAUGUUGUUAAAAGGAACAGUUGUAUCAUUUAUUUAGGGCAUUUUUACCUUGAAUAGGGUUUCAUUGAUUCUACCCUGUAGUAAAAUGACCUUAGUCUGUCUGAAUAGUGGAGAGAUCCAGUGGUGUGUCUGACACUGAACCAUACAGUACGCUCUGUUAUGCAAGCAACAGCAUUUCAAACAUGACAAACUUCAGAUUAAUAUAUCCCCCUUCCAUUAGUUGUUGCCUUCCAUUGGUGUUUCCUGGGUACAUAGCUAUGCACACAAGUGGCUACAAUUAAUGACUUUUAAAAUUAGCGUUAUCUUUUUAUUGUGUCGUCACGCUCUCUUUUUUUCAAAGUAUUUGUAAACAACUUUCCAUUUACCUCAGUGGUGUUGAGCUGUGUAGAAAAUCCUCUCGAAUGAAUGUAAAGUGAAGAUAGUCAGCAAAACCAAUGUACUUGUACUGAACCAUGAUAUUUCCAUUAUACGAAAUAAUUUUUCACGUUUAAGAGCAAACAUAUUCAAUGGUUAAAUCAACUAAAAAUUGUCUGACGGGGAUAAAGAUUUGUUCACUCAUCAAAUCAGCGAGAUUUGGGUAAUUCCUCAAGUGUGUCAAACUGUAAGUAUCCAAGUUGGUUGGUUGUUUCCUGUUUGUGUAGAAUAAAAAAUGACUUGG
Molecule: messenger RNA, 10797 nt
Organism: Coregonus sp. 'balchen'
Lineage: Eukaryota; Metazoa; Chordata; Actinopteri; Salmoniformes; Salmonidae
Source: the annotation of a GenBank genome assembly